CCAGGAUGCGGACGCCGCUGGUGAUGACGGUGGGCAUGGUGCUCGCGCCCUGCGGGCUGCUCCUCACCUUAACCGGCACGCUGACGCCAGGCUGGAGGCUGGUGAAGGGCUUCCUUGACCAGCCGCGGGACGUGGUGUUGUACCAGGGCCUGUGGGACCUGUGCCGCGAGCAGAGCAGCCGUGAGCGCCAGUGCGGCCAGCCGGACGACUUGGGCUAUUUCGCCGCCGAGCCCGUGCGGGUGGCUCGGGGACUCACGAUCACGUCGCUGGCCGCCACGGCCCUGGGGCUGCUGCUGGCGACGCUCGGUGUGCGCUGCUGGCAGGACGAGCCCCACUUCGCUCUGGCCGGUCUCUCCGGCGUCGUGCUCUUCGCCGCUGGCCUCUUGAGCCUCAUCCCGGUCUCUUGGUACAACCACUUCUUAGCGGAUCGCGUCGUCCUGCCCGCCCCGCCCAGUCCGGUCACGGUGCAGGUCGGCUACAGCCUGGUGCUGGGCUACCUGGGCAGCUGCCUGCUGCUGCUGGGCGGCUUCUCGCUGGCGCUCAGUUUCGCGCCCUGGUGCGUUGAGCGCUGUCGCGGCUGCCGCAAGGCGCCCCCCGGCAGCGCGCGCCGUAGCAGCAUCAGCACCGUGUACAUCGACUGGCCCGAGCCCGUGCUCACGCCGGCCAUCAAGUACUACAGCGAUGGCCAGCACCGGCCACAGCCCGCCCAGCUGGGCGCCGCCAGCCAGCGCAAGGCCGGCUUCCCUAUGCCCCGGCCGCCGCCCAAGGCCUACAGCAACCCCGUGGACGUGCUCGAUGGGGAGACGGUUCCAGACUCUCAGCACAGCUGGUCCUCCCGCAGCACCAGGCCCUGUGGCAGCGCGCUGCCCUGCGACUCUGACCUGUAGGCGGCGCCCCUAGUCUGCUCUGGCCGGGCUCUGUCUGGAUGAAGGACUCGCCCCACCACGGUCCAGCUCUGAACUUGACUAUUACCUUUCCGUCGGACACCUGGCUCGGAGUAGGAGCCCCGGAAACAUUCCUGUAACUGGUUUGGAGGGCGAUCUUCCUUUCCUGUGGCCAAUCCUUGGGCGAUUAGUUCAGGUUGGGUUUGGUUUUAUUUAUAGAGUUUAGUGUUCCUCUCCAGAAGGAUCAGGGUCCUCUUCUGGGGCGACAGGCUUUUCAUACUUUUAGCUGGAGACAUAGAAGGGGUGACUUUACAUCCUGUUGAUAAUAACAGUGUCAAAAUCAGUAAAUAGAGGCUCAAAACUGGUUUAUCACCUCGAAACAAUAUUCUGAAAUGCUGAUGAACCUUGCAUCGAUAUAAUUAUUAUUAAUUUUUUUCCACUGUAUAAUUCAUUUUCAUGCAGACUCUCAAGAGACCAGUAUAUUUCUGACUAUAUUUGAAUGCAGUUCUUAAAGGAAACCAUGCAAAUACCGACAGCUUUAGUGGCUUUUAUGGAAGGAAAUAACCUGAUUAACUCAUAUUUACAUUUCUUCAUGUAUAAAGAGGAUUAUCAUUUUAUCGCUUAUUUUUGGUGUGAAAGUUGAGGUCACUCCAGACUUUCUCUUCUAGACUCCAGAAGGAGAACGAAAGAACUAAUGCUGUAUUGUUCUAUUUCUUGGCUACCUCACCCUGGACAUAAAGGACUGUAUAUUAAAUACUUGGAACAAAAUGGAACCUGUUAAUCACAUUAGGCUAGUGUACAUGUGUAUAUAUCUCUUAUUUAUAAAUAAAUUUUGAAAACAAGAG
This is a messenger RNA of Hippopotamus amphibius kiboko, 1729 nucleotides long. RefSeq names its product claudin 23 (gene CLDN23). Lineage: Eukaryota; Metazoa; Chordata; Mammalia; Artiodactyla; Hippopotamidae. The record is from RefSeq and is a predicted model, not a curated record. The transcript has a single exon. Bases 6 to 887 code for a protein of 293 amino acids. Gene Ontology annotation, molecular function: structural molecule activity. Gene Ontology annotation, biological process: bicellular tight junction assembly; cell adhesion. Gene Ontology annotation, cellular component: bicellular tight junction; plasma membrane.